Symbiodinium sp. CCMP2456 is the source of this 4119-nucleotide messenger RNA. Lineage: Eukaryota; Dinophyceae; Suessiales; Symbiodiniaceae. The record is from the annotation of a GenBank genome assembly.
AUGUAUCCGCCCUCCGGUAUUCCGCAGUGGCCUCCUCAACGGGCAACAAGCCCUUUCGCUGCUGCGCCUGCUGGAAAUGUCGCCGCCAACUUGAGCGAUGAAUUGGCGACAAAGGUGGCAGAAGUCACCAUAUUGCGUAGCCGGCUGCAAGCAUCCGAGCGCGAGAAUACUCGCUUGGAGAAUGAGCUGGCCUCCGCAAAGGAUUCUGGCCCUUCCAAGCAGUCGCAGCAGCGUCAAGAACUGGAGCGUAUCCAUGGCGAGCUGCAAUAUGCCCGUCAGGACUUAAUUUCUUCGGAGGACGAACGAAAACGCUUGAGACUCACGGUGCAAAAGAUGCAGCAGGAAAUGGAAGAACUUAAGGCACGGGCUGUCGAGGAACCUGCCAAGGACCAGAUUUGCCAUGCCGAGUCGAAGCCUGCACCGCAGCCACAGCCCCGGCUGGAGUCGGGAGGGGAGGAGCAGGAACCAAGGAACCGCUCCAUACGAGAACAUCGCAGCUGCGACGAGCCCAUGAAUGAGGACAUGAGCAAGCAAUAUGUCGGGAUUCUCGUUGGCCUUGCUGAGCGUUUCGGCAGUUGUGAGAGGCAGCGCCUCGCGUUGCAAGCCGCAGUCACGAGCUUUCCCCAAGCUCCCCAAUCUGUACACGAGGCAUCUUGUGCAGCAGCGGCAUUGUUGCGUGGCGGGCUCGAUAAUUUCCAGUGGGCUUCUCUGAGUGCCGGAGCGACUUUCUUGAAGCACUGGUUCGGACUCUUCCCUCUACACCUGCCAGAAAUCGCCGAGAGAAUCGUCAAAGGCAGCAACGCGACAAACUCCCUCUUUUCUGCCAUGGCUGCAGUGCUCCAUUCAGCCGUUGUUGACUCGACAAACUCUGAUGAAGAGGAGGCCUUGUUGCGGGAAGGUUGCGCACGCGAAUUUCUUGUGGCUCUGUUGGAGGCUGCCAGCAAACUCCCUAGCACCUUGUUUGCAGUGCUGUCACCAGUGCUGGAGAAGCCUUCGCUUUUCGCCUUGAUCUGCGAGGAUCCAGCACCUGACAGCCUUCAUUUGCCCAGCUUGCGGCUACUGGAAGUGUUGAUGGCAAGCCCGAGUCUGUUUACUCUCGCCCAUCAGGCAGAAACGGACGAGAACGUCCUCCUAGCAGUGGCCAACGUCUUGAUGAUUCCAUCAGUGAAGACUGCAGAGUCUGCAGAGUCGGCAGAGGACAGCUUGGAGCGCCAAGAGUGCAGGGUAGCGAGCCUGGAACUGCUGCUGCGCUGCCUGGCAACGGCACCGAGCCCGGACUUCAUCUUGCAGCUGCGGGGGGCGGCACAAGGUGAGGAAGUGGACGAAGUGGACACGGUCUUGCAGCGUGUGGUACUCCUCUGCCACCAUGAGCUGCUCUGCCUGCGCCUGGGAGCCCGGGCGCCAGCGCCACAGCGCAAGAAAGCGGCUGAGCUGUCCCUCUUCAUCCUCUCUGGAUGGCUCUGGCAUGCGUUUGGACCUGCACUGAGCUCUCAAGAGCAGACGGGUGAGCUGUCACUGAAGCUGUGCAAUCAACUGGGGAGAACAAGAAUACUUAUUGAAUCCAUCGUCGAGAUGGUCCAGGUGCUGAGUUCUCAGACGUGCUUCAAGGCAUUUCUCAGCAGUGUCUCGGCUUUGCGGAUGCUUCUCCCUUUCACGGAUGGCGACCGUCAAGCCUCUGGUGAGAUCUCCAGGUACUGGCCGAACGCCCCUCGGCCGAAGCCCAAUGACCUGCCGGACCCAGCGCGGCCACCUGAGGUGCCGCCAGGCCCUGCCACGCCAGUGAGGGCGAAGGCGCGAGCGCUGGCGCCGCAAGGUGCGCAAGAAGCAGAGGAGACUUUGCACGUCUCCAGCGAAGAGCAGGAAGUCUUAGCACGCUUCGCUCGGAGCGAAGAACUGAAAGCCCUGCGCAGACAUCUCCGCCAGGACAUGAAGGCUCUGGAGAACUUCUUGGAGGAGAUGCAAACGAAGGAUCCGCUGCUGAUGAGGAUCAUCGCCACCAACAAGCAGGCGUUCAUGAAAAUGGCUCUCAGUGGUCUUGCUGAAGAGGCACGGGCGGAGACAAAGCUGGAAAAGAAGGAGACUUCACAAUCGGAAGCCUCCGAAAUUCGAGCUGUCGUCAAGCAGAAGGAGGCGAAGAAGCAGCUGCGAGUAGGGAUCAACUUCCUGCGUCAUCUGAGCUUUCACCGGACAUGCUUGGUUGCUCAGACACAGCGCGCCCUUCUGCCAACCACGUCUAGCUCCCACACGCUGGCAGCGCCCUUGGAUGCGACGGUUGGGUCUGUGGCGGGAAGCCUGCCAUCGGGUCUGCUGCAGAUGGGCUUUUGGUAUCGAGCUGCUUCGGUUUCGUGGUGGGUGGAUGUCUGCGCUUUCGAAGGCUGGCGGAUGCUGCAGCUUUACGACACGCUGCUCCGCAGAGGAGUUGCCGGCUUCCAUCUUCCAAGGGGGAUGGCAGGUACUUGUAGCCCUCCAGCUAGCCGCCUUCCGACCAUGGACUCGGAGUUUGUGAAGUGUACAGAGCUGCAGAGCGCGGACGGCCAGCCCUUCAGCGACCUUGGAACGACGGCACAGCAGACCAUCAUCGAUGCAUUGUCCUUCCCGAUGAUUGCCAUCGAGGGCUGCAGACUGGCCGGCCAGAGCUGGGAAAGCCUCCGUCAUCUCAAGGUGCACGUGCUGGGAGCCUACGGGUCCACCCUCGCCGACCUUUACAAGUACGAGGAGUGGCUGCGGCGUGGAUGGAACCUCAAGUCCAUGGAGAUCCAUUUCAUCGGGCCUGAGGUGCAAAUCCCCAGCAGCGACAGCGACGUGGUAACGGCUUCGGUGAAGCUGGAUCUCUGCGACAGUCUCACGGCCCAAGAUCGUACAGCCACAUGCUUCUUUCACCGGUGUUCCAUCCUUGAAUUCAUCGAAGAGGAAGUGGCAUCUGGGGCCUCCCCACCAACAUUUCGACUGGCAUAUAGUCCAUCGCUGCAUCGUCUACCCCUUGGAGACGCAUCGGACCAGUGGGGCAAGGCCCUGCAGAGGCUCGCCGACUUAGAUGACACACUCCUGGUCGUCAGCGAAAAGAAUACCGGAGAGAUCGCCGCGGAUCGCGAUCGCUUGCGAGAGUGCGGCUUUCGCGCCGUGGUGAAACCGCGAAUGUCAAACUUCCCAAGCCCGCUGGCACUUUACGACGACAUGAGCACGCCAGAGGAGAACCCUCUGGGGUUGAACAUCUGGAACAUGUCCCUGGCAGUCUUCAAGGCUUGCAAACCGGGAGACCCCGACACAGAUGCGGGCGAGGACGGCAGCGACAGCGAGGCCGAGGAGGAAUCCGCUGACUCGGAUGAGGACCAAAAAGAGUCGAAGGAUGCCCUGCGGAAGUUGACAGAGCAAGCUGAGGCACCGUCAAUCGACGACUUCUCGGUUGGUGACCGUGUGCUGGUGAGAAAGUUCGUGAAAGGAACAGUCACAGGACUGCGAUGUAAUGGCUUUCCGCAUGGCGUGCAGGUGCAGCACUCUGAUGGCUCCAGGAAGCACUAUUUGCCAGAAGAGCCCAUCACUCGGUCGGGUGUGGCGGCGACCACGGUGGGCUCCACUGCUUCUAACAUUGAUUGGCAGGAUGCAAGGUAUGACCUUUGCCUAGACAAAGCUGGCCCGUGGAGCUGCGACGGGAAAUCCAUGGAGGACAUGCCUCACACAGACAGCGCAAAUCCGGAGUCCUUCGUCGUCUCGCUUUCAGUCCGUUGCGACGGAGGCCAGGGCUUUCGAUCGCCAGUCACCAGCCGCGACACCACCCCUCCGUCGGGUUACAUCUUCUACGUCGAUGGAGAGGACAGAUGGGCCUUCUGGGUCGGCGAUGGUCUGUACUGGAGUGGUGUGCAAGGCCCUCCGGUGGCUCAUGGCCGCUGGACGUCACUUCUGGGUGCAUACGAUGCAGGCACGAAAUCUGUCAGUCUCUAUGUUGACGGCGAGCACGUCGGUGUCCGACAUGGGGUCACCUUCGUGGCAAACAAGAAGUGCCCGCUAAGGAUUGGUGCGGGCCGGUCUGAGAGUGAGACGGCAAGAUACUUUUUCGAAGGCGCCGUUCGGGAUCUCAAGGUUUAUGCAAUCCGGGCUCAAGAUGAGUCUCAAGAAGCCUAG